AUGACCGCAUCGCUCGGUGACUCCCUCAUCGACCUCAAACUGACCGGGCCCGUUCUCUCCUCGUUCAGCGCCCUCAUAUUCCCUUUGCUUUCGCUCCCGCGCGUCGCCGCCUUCCGGUGCUUGCUGGUGGGACUCCGUGUCACGUUCGGCGAUGUCGACCUCGAAGCGAUCGCGCGCGCGUGGCCUGGACUCACCCAACUGGACGUGCGAGACUGCCUCGCGGGAAUGGCGCCGAUCCCUGCGGAACCGGCACCGACCUGGGCGGCGGUGACGCACUUGCUAGAAACGUGCGUGAAGCUGCAGACGCUGCGCGUCCCCCACCUCGACGUCUCUCACGCUGACGAGCCGUCCAAGGCGUUCCCGCUGGUCCGGACCUUUGAGGCGUCGGAUCUGGUCACAAAUCGGAACGUUGGCUCGCAAGGUGGAGGCAUUGUUUCUGGAGCUGGAAGUGGCGGACGUGGUGGGCGCCAUGCUGGCGACGCGGAACGUGUCAUGAGCGAUUCACCGUUUCGUGAUGCGGCUGGUCUCUUCCACCCGCCCGGCGCACCCACUAACACCCCUGAAGUCGAGGACUCCGCGCCGUCGUGGCGCGGCACGUUUCAUGCGACCACGGGCGUCCAUCGCGGGCUCCUCCGCGAGAUCGAGAGGCUACUACUUACUAAGCAACGACAUGCUUGA
Molecule: messenger RNA, 678 nt
Organism: Epithele typhae
Lineage: Eukaryota; Fungi; Basidiomycota; Agaricomycetes; Polyporales; Epitheliaceae
Exons: 4
Coding region: 1-678 (225 amino acids)
Source: RefSeq, a predicted model, not a curated record